UUAGAAACACACACACACAGCUGUUUACAUAUUCACUGCAAUAUUCACUGCAAUGCCAUAGGGCGUACAUACGGAGUAUUUUACACGGUUGCAGAAUGCAUCGAAAUCUGGAAUACAUGUAACACUUUUUACUCUCGAUCUUUGAAUUCUGUCCAGGACUUGUGGGGGGUUUCUGUCGUUAGAUAGGCUACGGAGAUACGAUCACUGCCAAAAAGAUUCCCAGAGACAGCUGUCCUGGAGUGUUGCUGGUGAGGAUCAAGAGAGAGUGAGGCUGUCGUGAAGACUUGGACAGUAUGAGUUUGGUGGAGAUCAGACAUGCGGUUGGGUCCAUGGCCCUGUCCCUAUCCAGCACAGACUCCAAGGAGAAGUAUUUUGACCGGUUGGACGAGAGUGACCCUGAGUACCUCCGCAGCAGGAACAUGUCACCUGAAAUACGGCAGGACUUCAACAUGAUGGAGCAGAAGAAGAGAGUCACUCAGAUCCUACAGAGUCCAGUGUUUAAGGAUGAGCUGGAAGGGCUGAUCCAGGAUCAGAUGACGAAGGGCAAUAAUCCAACAGGGCUGCUGGCUCUUAGGCAGAUAGCUGAUCUGAUCAUGGCCAGUUCUAUGGGAGGGACAGGCUCUUUCACAUCUCCUCUCAGCCUAGGGAUGGUCGCCCCAGUCAAUGACCUCUGUGGGGUAGAGUCUCCAUCCUUUACCAAAGGGGAGAAACAGUGUCGCUGUAAGCUAGCCAGUGUCUACAGACUGGUGGACAUUUUCAGCUGGGCCCAUUUCACCAGCUCAUACAUUACUGUCCGGGUUAGCAAAGAACAAGACCAUGUUCUUAUCAUCCCACAAGGACUCUCUUUCACUGAAGUGACGGCUGGCAAUCUGGUGAAAGUGAACAUGAUUGGUGAUGUUGUCAACCAGGGAUCCACCUACCUGGAGGUGGACCACUUUGGCUUCAGCCCUCACGCUGCUGUCUAUUCCAUGCGCCCUGACGUCAGGUGUAUCAUACACAUCCACACCUCUGCCACUGCUGCUGUGUCCUCGAUGAAAUGUGGCAUACUGCCCAUUUCCCAAGAGGCUCUGGUUCUGGGCGAUGUUGCCUACUUCGGUUACCAAGGCUGUCUGGAUGAUCAAGAAGAGAAGGUGGAGUUCCAGAAAGCCCUAGGGCCCACUGCCAAGGUGCUUGUUCUGAGGAACCAUGGCCUGGUUGCUCUGGGGGAGACUAUAGAGGAAGCUUUCCACUACAUUUACCACUCACAGCAAGCUUGUGAAAUCCAGGUCAAUGCGCUGCGGUGCUCUGCAGGAGUAGAAAACCUGGUGCUCCUGGACAGGGAGAGGCUCAAGCCCCUGACCAACGGAGUGGCUGCUGCUGGGGUCACCGUGGACAGCGAAGUCAAGUGGAAAGUGGGCGAGGCAGAGUUCGAGUCGCUCAUGAGGAUGCUGGACAACCUGGGUUACCGUACAGGCUACGCGUACCACCACCCCAUAGUAAGGGAAAAGAUUCGGACCAAAAACGAUGUGGAGAUUCCUGCUACGGUCUACACUGUCCCGUUGCAGGACAGUGAUCUGGGUCAGAGAAUCCCCUUUAACUUCCUGGUGCAGAAACAGCAGAGGGAGAGGACGCGCUGGCUCAACUCUCCCAACAGCUACCUGAAGGUCAAUGUGCCUGAACGCUCACCCAGCAGAGAGUGCAGCCCCAGAACCAAGACCAUGUGGAUGAAAUCUGAAGAGACCAGCAAUGGCACUGGCACCUCCAUUAAGAUCGAGGACCCCAACCAGUUUGUUCCCCUUAAUACAAAUCCCACUGAUGUUCUGGAGAAGAGGAACCGGAUAAGGCAACAGAACACUGUUGAUCACAUGACUCCAGGACCAAAGUCCCAUCUUCUAGCUGGCAUCGUUGUGGACACCAUACCAGGACCAGCCUUUAUCAUUGAGGAUGAGGAGCAAAUGCACUCUCUUCCUCCUAACCCCUUCAGUGAGCUGACAGAGAAGGUGCUAGAAGAGUAUAAGAGCGUUGUGGAGCGAAGACAGCUGGGCCUGGAUGAUGCUGAUGAUGUCACAGACGCAGAUGAGAUUACAACAUUUGACGAGUCAAACAUCUCACUGUCCCUGUCUCCACUCGUGUCUCCAGCCAAAGAGAUCAUACCCAAUGGGGGAAAUUAUAUGGAAGAACUGGAAGAGAAACUAAACAUCAAAGUAUCCAAGCUCAGCGUCAGCACCACAGAAACGGUUGAAAUAUCCAACACAACCUCAGAGAAAUCAGGGGGAGACAAGACCCCUGACAGCCAAACCAAGUCCCCCAAGAAGAAAAAUAAGUUUCGCACUCCCUCCUUCCUUAAAAUGAAUAAUAAGAAAGAGAAGGCUGAGGCCUAGAGGGAGAGACGCUGGAGAAAGACAGGUCAGCUUGUUUGGUAUGAGAUGAGAUCAUAGGAUGAGAUGCGUCCCUUAGAGAGGAAAUAUAUGAGUCACUAAGAUCUUAAUAGAUCUCCAGCUUUUGGGAAGGAGCAACUGUAACAAUAAGCCUGUUAUUACAAUCUCCUUAUUACUCAAUCACUUCCUCUGAGGGCUCCACACAUGAAUAGUAGGCAUGAUGGGUUGAACAUGUAGUAUAUCAGCUGCAUUGCUCUUAGUAUCUACUAUAGCCAAUUUGCCAUCCUGUAAUCCAAAAAAUGACAAUAUACUGUAUAUUUACAUAGCUACAGAACCUAAUUCUUUAAAAGAUAAAACUCUCAUUGAAAUACCACAUUGCCUGCUAUGUAUUUGUUGUCAGAUACCCUUUUCCAGUCAGCUCAUCAUUGAACAGCAGGCCAUAGAUGAAGGUGAGAUAUAAAUGUAAUGAGGCAGUGUCAAGCGAGUGUUGUAUCCUGGUGCCUGCACAUAUUGGAAUGUAUAUGAGGUCAAGCCUUAAGAAGUGUGGUUGGUUUUUAUCUGGACCUAUUCAUAAUAAUGCUGUCUUAGUUUUAGUUGAUUAAAAGUAGGCUGAAGUAUGGGUUGUAGUAGUGUUUAUGAUUAUUCAGUAUUCUGUUAACAUUUUGAUAUACACUACAGUACAUGUGUCCUUAAUAAUAAUUGUAUUAUACAUCAUACUUUUAACAAUGCAAGACAGAGAAGGCCAUUUUAGCUAGGCAUGUUUUGCAGAAACUUUUAUUUAUGCCAGUGAUAUUAUUUUAGUGAUUGCUGCUUAUUCAUUAUUGUGACAAAAUGAACUGAAAGUGUGAAGAUUUGUAAAAUCUCCAAUCUCUGAGCUCAAUACUGCUGAAUAUGUUUUUACCACAUUCACUGAUAUCUAGGCAUGGAUAUCACGACUGAAAGCUAAAUUACAAAUGUAAGGAUAUGAAAUAGGCCUAUAUCAGACUAUAAAAUGUAAUAUGAAUGUGUUGUGAAUGUGUAAGAUUUGUUGAAACAGUAUUUUUAUAGAUAAUAUGAAAGUUGAUUAGGCCAUACAUAUGUAAUAAAAUGUUUAAUCUUCACAUUUCUAAAAAAUGUAAGAAAGAAAUGCAAGAUUAUGCCCCAAUUUUAUUUUUACUGAAGCUAUCCAGUAAAAAGAUACACAACUUCCUCUCAGGUUAUGGCAAAGCUAUGCCUCUUUUUGCCUCCACAAGAGGCUUAAAUGUCUUGAUUAGGUCGCUAGGUGUUGAACUAAGAUUUCUUAGUAAGGUUCGCUCACUCGUCUCACUUUUCUAAAACAUUUAAUUACAUUUGUAUGGCCUUAUGGCAGAUUAAUAGCAACAUGUUAUAAAAAGCUGUUCUCUGGACCUGAGUUAAACCGAAAGACAAAGUCAAACAUCCAGAGAUGGUAUAAAUCGAGGAUUGGAUUUAUCCCAGUUAGCAAUGUGAAUGAUUUGCUUCGAUCCAAAGGGAGAAACAUGGUUUUCCUUUGUAGAUACUACGUUUUGUGAAGCAGUUUUAAAUGCAAUACUGAAAUUAAGGUUGAUUAAUUUGCAAUGGUUGCUUUAACAUUUAUUUUGUAUGUUUUGAUGCUUGUCAGCUUAUGCUCUGUUGAAGUAUUACAAGCUUAACUGAAUUGAAUAUACCCAGUUUAUCAUGUUCACGGUCCCAGUUUUUAACUUGUAUUACUAAUGCUUAUAUUGUCCUUCAUGGUUUGUUUGAAUUGCUUUUGUAUUGACUGAGCUUUUGCAAUAUAACUUGUGCUCUGUAUAGCAGCUUCAUAGCAUUUCAUUACAUUCCUUAUGAAAUUACAUUUCACCAGAUGUAAUAAAAAACAGUGUGUUUA
Coregonus clupeaformis (lake whitefish) is the source of this 4221-nucleotide messenger RNA. Its product is annotated as gamma-adducin-like. The coding region runs from base 294 to 2360 and encodes 688 amino acids. The record is from RefSeq and is a predicted model, not a curated record. Gene Ontology annotation, biological process: barbed-end actin filament capping. Lineage: Eukaryota; Metazoa; Chordata; Actinopteri; Salmoniformes; Salmonidae. The transcript has 15 exons. Gene Ontology annotation, molecular function: actin filament binding. Gene Ontology annotation, cellular component: postsynaptic density; cytoskeleton; plasma membrane.